Molecule: messenger RNA, 4195 nt
Organism: Asparagus officinalis (garden asparagus)
Lineage: Eukaryota; Viridiplantae; Streptophyta; Magnoliopsida; Asparagales; Asparagaceae
Product: homeobox-DDT domain protein RLT3-like
Exons: 18
Coding region: 177-3620 (1147 amino acids)
Biological process (GO): regulation of transcription by RNA polymerase II
Molecular function (GO): DNA binding
Source: RefSeq, a predicted model, not a curated record
AAAAGGGUCCUCCCUUCCUUCUCUCUUAUAAACCAAAAAUAAAAAAUAAAAAAUAAAAAAUUCUCAAUCGAAUCACAAAAACCCUAACGAUGAACCCUAAUCUCUUCGAUCUUUGAUUACUCUUUCUGGUGUAAUUCAUCAAGCUACUCUUUUUAUAUCUAGAUCAUUGUUGAUUCAUGAGAAAUGAUACUACCAGCUCGAGGAAAGAUCAUGGAACUAAGAAAAAGACCCCCUUUCAACUUGAUUUAUUGGAAAAAUAUUAUUCAGAGGAGAAAUAUCCAAAGCAGGAGGCCAUGGAAGAAUAUGCGGCAUUGUUGAAUUUGACAUACAAGCAGGUACGUACAUGGUUUGCGGAGAGGAGAAGGAAAGAGAAAAGAGAAAUGGAAGCUCGUGGCAAACCCGAUUGUAAUGCCAUCAAGUGGAAAUUCAACAGAAUUGCAAAUGAAGGACAGCCGACAUCUCAAAAGAAAUGUAGGAGUUUACCAAUUAAGGCACAAGUGAAACAUAACACCCCUUCAGAUUGUUGCCGUGUGUGCGAUCCGAAGUCAGUCAAGUUCAAAAGGAAAUACGGUGUAAUAUCAUCCGACAACCUGCCCGUUGGCCAAAAGAAUCACCGUUUCCACCAGCGAGUUUUGUUCUCUAAGGAAUACAUUUUGAAGAAAGUAUUUCGUAAGGAUGGUCCUCCACUUGGAGUCGAGUUUGAUUCUCUUCCCGCCAGUUCUUUUUGUUUUCACAAAGAUUCGGGGUUACUACGUUCUGAUUGGAACUUCCAAGGGGUCCCCAAAAGGAGAAAAAUUUUGGCUUCUCCUACUGUGAAACCAGGACCAGUACAAGUGCAAACUAAUCCUUGUAAGAAUUAUGGUAUCGGUAAAGGUCUAAUGACAGCAUGGAGGGCAACAAAUCCCGACAAUGCUAGGCUUCCAUCUAAGUUUAAUUUUGUCGAUGGAGGUGCAACCAUGCCUUUUAAGUCUGCCAUUAAGGAGAGACCACGUCGAUCUUCCGGAGGAGGCCAGCAGAACCAAAGUAAUCAGAGAAAAAAGUUCCAAGAGGCGAGAAGGCCUGUCAUGAAGAAAAGAAAGGUACCAUCUGGCAAAGGUGAACGUCCUCGAACAGUAUGCAGACUUUUAAAUGAUGCACCAAAAUUUCUGGAGCAGUCAAAUUUAUCUAGACGAUUAUUAGAUGAUGAGGAGCUAGAACUCAGAGAGUUGCAAACAGGAUCAACUUCGUCAAGAUGUUCUGUGCAUUUUGCUUCAAAUGGGUCACAUGGUUGCCCACUUUGCAAAGACUUGUUGGCCGAAUUUCCUCCGCAGAUUGUCAAAAUGAGGCAGCCUCUCUCUAGAAGGCCUUGGGAUUCUUCUCCAGAACUUGUAAAGAAGCUUUUCAAGAUCUUCCGGUUCUUGUAUGGUAAUGCUGCUACCAUCAAAAUAUGCCCCUAUACUCUUGAUGACCUUGCUCAUGCAUUCACUGACAAGGAUUCAAUGUUACUAGGAAAGAUUCAUGUGGCUCUUCUCGAGCUUUUUCUUUUGGAUGUGCAAAGGGCAUUAACUGCUGGAUUAAUUCCCAGAGCAUCAAAAGAUCACAGGUUUCUCAGUUUUUUACACUUUGUGAGAGAACAGGAGUGUGACAUGAACAUUUGGAACCAGUUUCUCAAUCCACUUACAUGGACGGAAGUACUGCGACAGGUUCUGGUUGCAGCAGGUUUUGGUUUGAAAUCGAAUACUGCACGGACAGCCAUGUUUAACAAGGAGAGGAAUCAGAUGGAAAAAUAUGGCCUACGUUCUCGCACAUUGAAAGGUGAAUUAUUUGCUAUUUUAUCUGAGCAAGGAAAUGGUGGACUAACAGUUUGUGAGUUGGCAAAAGCUCCGCAGGUUGUUGCACUGGACCUACCAAAUACUAACAAAGAAGUAGAAGAACAAAUAUGCUUGACUCUAUCGAGUGAUAUUACAUUAUUUGAGAAGAUUGCUCCUUCUGCUUAUCGCCUUCGUAUAGGCCCGGAUAUUAAAGGAAAGGAGGGUCAUCAAUCUGAUAGUGAUGAUUCGGGCAGCGUGGAUGACAAUUUUAGUGCUAGUAGCAGUAAUGAUGAGUCUGAUGCUUCUGAGGAGUUGAACUCAACUGGUCAGAGAACCAAAAGAUACAAAAGACGGUGUAAAAGAACAGGCCAGCAGUUGACAGAAUAUACUGAAAUUGAUGAGAGUUAUUCAGGGGAAGCAUGGGUAUUAGGUUUGAUGGAGGGUGAAUACUCAGAUUUAAGCAUCAAUGAGAAGCUGGAUGUUUUAAUUGCUCUGCUUGACCUUGCUGGAGCUGCUUCCGUUUAUAGAAUGGAGGAAUCUGGGAAAACCCUACCAGCCACCAUGCCUAAUUCGUGGUGUCAUGGAUCAGGUGCAAAAAUAAAGAAAUCAUCAACACGCAGCCACCAACAAGAUUUAGAAAUUAUCUCAGGAGCCUCUAAAGGGGUGAAAACCUCCAUAGCAAAUGGUACUGAAGCUGAAGACAAAUCUCAGCCUGAUAUACACCAAGUGCAAUCAGUCCAUUUAGGAUAUGAUCGCAGGUACAAUAGUUAUUGGCUCUUUCUUGGUCCUUGUGAUGCACAUGAUCCAGGCCACCGUCGGGUUUAUUUUGAGUCUUCUGAAGAUGGCCACUGGAAGGUCAUUGAUACAGCACAGGCCUUCGAUGCUCUAUUAUCAUCUUUAGAUUGCAGGGGUACACGGGAAGCUCAUUUGUUUGCAUCUUUGGACAAAAGAGCAAAUUCUCUUUGUCAAGCAAUGGACGAUUGGAUGACUAAUGAAUUUACUGGCAGGCAAGAGAGAGGGUGUUAUUCUACUGAAUUUGACAGUAAUAGUGGGGAUGGCUCUUCAGCUGUUUCCGAUGUAGACAAUAUCUCAAGGUCUCUAGAACCCAUAGACAGAGCUGCAUCUGGUGGCAUGGUUCUUGAACUUGGAAAGACUAGAAGAGAGGAGAAACAGAAAUGGGAUCGCUUGCAAGCAUUUGAUAAAUGGGUUUGGAAUGGUUUUUAUUCUCAUCUUAAUGCCAUUAAAAGAACUAAAAGGUCAUAUAUGGAAACAUUAACUCGAUGCCAGAGCUGCCAUGAUUUGUACCUGAGAGAUGAGAAACAUUGUAGAAUAUGUCAUCUUACUUUUGAAUUAGACUUUGAUCUUGAGGAAAAAUAUGCUGUCCAUGUAGCAACUUGUAGGACGAAAGAGGAUAGCUGUGAGUUUCCAAAGCAUAAGGUUCUGCCAUCACAACUGCAAGCUCUCAAAGCAGCAAUUCAUGCAAUCGAGGCAUGCAUGCCUGAAGCUGCGUUGUCAGCUGCUUGGACAAGGUCAGCUCAUAAUCUUUGGGUUAAGCGUCUUCAACGCACAUCAUCCUUGCCAGAACUUCUUCAGGUUGUUACUGAUUUUGUUGGGGUCAUAAAUGAAGAAUGGUUAUAUGGAUGUGCUUCUAAAUUAGGUAGCCAUGCUGCUCUGGAUGACAUAAUUGUAUGCUUCCAGACUAUGCCGCAGACAACCUCUGCUGUUGCACUUUGGAUGGUUAAAUUGGAUGCUCUUAUUGCUCCUUGUUUUGGAAAAGCUCAACCACAACAAGCAGAAUGUAGGCCUCAGUUAAGAGGAAGGCCCUCCUGAAUCAAGUUGCUGAAUGGCAGCAACUACACAACCCCUAAAGAUGGGGAAUUAGUUUUGAUGCUGUCGGAGCAUCCAGAAGAUGGAGGCAUGCGUAAUCUUCCUGCAGCAUUUCGAUUACUCCUGGUAUAUAUUUACUCAACCUUCACAAGGGGCAAAUGUGUCGCUUUGCUGGAUGUUACCAAUUUUGAUAUUCUUAAGGGUCUGGCAGUCAGCUGUUACUUCAGCUGCCCUAACAACGGCCAACUCAAAUGCCAGGUUUCAUUCUCAUACGGCUCCAUCGUUGUCAAUAACCAUUAUUUUUCCAUAUGGGUCCCUUACAUUUGUUUUCCUUUCGGCGGAGGCCUUGCGUCCGAACUUUGUUAAUUGUUAUUUUGCAAUGAGAGAAUUUUUUGGUCAUUGUGAUCUUCGAAAUAAAUUUUUUUGCCAUUUCAUGUAAUAUGUAAGAGAUUUGGUGAGGAAACUCUGGUUUUCUUGUAUAGACUCUUGAAAAUUUUGAUGCCUGGGAUAUGUUUGGUUUCAUUUACUAAAGGAAAAUAAUUUUGCUCGGGAGAGAAAGCUCGGGCAUUGUCACAAAA